AUGACAGAGGUGGAAGGGACCACCACAGUGCAGGUGGCGGUGCGAGUGCGGCCUCUCAGCGACAAGGAGAUCAAAGAGGGUGGCACAGAGUGUGUCGAGGUCAACGAUGCCACAGUGACCCUCCACCAAGACAAAGACCAGCCGCCGGCCGUCUUCGCCUUCGAUCAUGUAUUCGGCCUGGACUCCACACAGCCGCAAGUCUUCGAAACGCUCGGCAUGCCUUUGCUGGACAAAGCCUUCGAAGGCUACAACGCCACCAUCUUCGCCUAUGGCCAAACUGGGUCGGGCAAGACCCAUACCAUGAUGGCAGACAGGAAGUCGGACGACCGGGGCCUGAUUCCCCGCAUCUCCGACAACCUCUUCCAGAGGGUGAGUCGGCUGACCUCGGACAGCCGGAAGUUCCUGAUUUGCUGCUCCUUUCUUGAAAUCUACAAUGAGAUCGUCUACGACCUCCUGGUUCCGCGCGGGAAGAACACCCCCAAAACAGGCCUCGAGAUUCGGGAGGGCAAAGGCAUCGGCGUCUACGUCAAGGACUUGCAAGAGAUCGUGGUGGACACUUCCGACAAAGUCCUGAAGCUCAUCGACCAGGGCUUCGAGCACCGGGCCACAGCCGCCACUCAAAUGAAUGCAACGAGUAGCCGAUCGCACUGCCUCUUCAUCAUCAAGAUGCAUCAGAAGGAUGAUCAGAACGCCGCGAACAACAACUUCUCCAAGAUGAAUCUGGUAGACUUGGCCGGCAGUGAGCGAGCCUCCCGGACGGGCGCGCAGGGCGACACACUCAAAGAGGGCGCCAACAUCAACAAAAGUUUGUCGGCGCUGGGCAACGUGAUCAAUGCCCUUAGUACCAUGUCAGGAGGCAGCAAGAAGGUCUUCAUUCCCUACCGAAACUCCAAGCUGACACGAGUCCUUCAGGAGUCUCUGGGAGGGAAUGCGCUGACAACCAUGAUGGCUGCCUUGUCGCCUUCCAAGACAAACGCGGACGAGAGCUUGUCCACCCUGAACUACGCAAAGCGAGCCAAGACCAUCAAGGUGAACGCCACAAAGAACGACGAGGCGGAGCAGAUCGCCAAGUUGGAGGAGGAGGUCGAAGCACUGCGCACGAAGCUCUCCGAGCAGGCGAGCGGCCUGGCCGACACCAGCCGUUACGAGAAUCAGAUCGCCGAAAUGGAGAAGUUCAUGAAGCAGACUUGGGAGGACAAAGAGCGCCAGUCUCUGGAGCAUGAGGAGGAAAGGAAGCGCCUGGAGCAGGAGGCGCAGAAGAACAUUGAGCGCUUGAACGAGGAGAGGAAGCGCCGGCUGCGGCUGCUGGAGGAGAAGGGCGAUUUGGAGCUAACGGUGCAGGAGCUGCAGGGCCUCAAUGGCGGGGACCGCGGAUCGCUGUACACCUCAACGUGGCCAGGGCAGAUCUCGCGGCUGCUCGCCUUGGAGAACCGAGUCACGGCUCAGUGCCGGGCCGCCGCCCUGCUGAAAGACGCGGUGAUCCACGACGUGGAGCACUGGUGCGAGAAGCAGAAGCAGGUGCAGGCGGGGGAGGAGGACGGCACCGGCCUCCGCAUGCUGCUGCAGCAGGCGGAGCGGAAGGUUGGCACCAUGCUGCGGGAGUUCGAGUCCCUGGGGAAGCAAGAGCAGGAGCUGGCGGCAGAGGUGGCCACCUGGAUGCCCCAGGUUCAGAGAGCCGUGGUGGGCAUCAAGGAGUGUGAGGAGGAAGACAAGACCGAAGAAGGGGGCAAGGACACAAGUACCGCAAGCAAUGAGGUGUCUGAAGAGUUCAUUCAGGUGCUGGGUUUGGUCUUGCGGCAGUUGGACAAUCACCGAAUGAAGAUCUGGGGCCAAAUUGCAGAGGACCACAAAGCGUUGGGUGGCUUCACCACACACCUUCAGACCCUGGCGGACUGCGGCCGCGGACUAGGCGCCGAUGUCGGUCCGCUACUGGAGGAGAUGAAGCAAGAGGAGGGCUCUCGACGCUUGCCGAAUCACGGCGACGAGGUCGCAGCAGCUUUGGCAUCACCCCAAGGCCUGACAUCAGAGGAGCUGCCGGAUGCCAACAUCUCUGCCAGCUCCAACCCCCAGGCCUGCGGCUCCGUGCGGCUCCAUGGCGGGGUCAAUCGCAUGAAGGCGGCCUUCAGUGGCUGGAGCCCGGUGUCAGAUGCAGCAUCUGAAUACAUCCAGGUGGACCUGGCCAAGCCGAUCUGGGUGAGCAGCUUCGCCAUGCAGGGCCGCAGGCCCAUCAGCGGUGACUGGGAGGCGACGCGGCCGCUGCUGGCCGAGUUGCUGGAUCCGGGGGACCCGCUGCCCCCGAGCAGGUUCUUUAAGCGGCCGCCUGUGCGGUUGAUCCAUGACGUGGUGGUGGCUGUUCACGGGCGCCACCAGGCACUGUCUGCUGGCAAGCCUGACUUCACAGCUGCGCAGCUCGACUAUAAACAGCUGCAGAACGCAGAUAGACAAGCCAAGGUGGAUUUCUUUGAACUACUCUUGGCGAAGGCUGUCCAUGCCAUCAAGGGUGCCGGAUGGCAAGACAAGGUGCCUCCUCUGAAAGUGAGCCCGGCUGACAUCCUGGGCGGCAAGAACACAUCGGAGAGCAAUCGCCUGCUGCAGAUCUUGUGCUACCUCGGGCUGAGGAAGAAGUUGCAGAACGUGGGUGGCCUGACGGAUGUGUCCGACCAGUGGGUGAAGAAGUUCACGGCGCUGUGGAGCGACAAUGGCAAGGAGUGGACGCCCUUCACGGCGCCUGGGGUGAAGGAGCCCUCCGUCUUCGAGGGCUGCUGUGACGCGGACACGGUCCGCCUGGUCCAUCUGGGGCUGGCGCAGGCCCCGAAAGCGGUGCGAUACCUGCGCCUGCAGCCGCAGGAGUGGCAGUCCCAUCCCGGGCUCCAACUAGAGGUAUAUGGCUGGGCCGAUGGCAAGCUCAAGGUGGAGACCCCGAUUCCGCCAUCCUUGCGGGACAGGGCUUGCCGCCUGGAUGUCAUCCGGCGGCGCGGCGAGCUGCUGCAACAAGGCCUGGCGCUGGCCAGCGCGGCGGCGUUGGAGAGAUGGAAGGAGGCGCAGCAAGCAGAGCAGGAGAAGACGAAGCAGGCCAUGGCAGAAAGGAGCCAGGUGGAGCAGCAGCUCCAGGACGCCGUGGCGAAGCUGGAGGAGAUGCGGAAGGCCUACGACCUGCUCCAGGACCAGGCUGCGCAGAGCGAGCAGAAGCUGCUCGACGCCGAGACGGAGAGGCUGCGAUUAGGAGUGGAGCAAGACAGCUCCACGGCGCAGGUGAAGGUAUUGGAGGAGAAGUUGGCGCAAGCAAUGGAGGAGACGGGGGCAGAGAAAGAGAAGGUAAAAGAGGUGGAGGGCAAAGUGGAGGAGAUGAAGACGAUCAACGAGGACCUGCAGCAGCAGAUCGGCGUGCUCACCGAAGAGCGCGACAUCGCCCGUGCGCGGGAGGAGGAGCUCUUCGACACGCUGGCCGUGAAGGAAGAGGAGCUGAUGAACACCAAUGAAGGGUACGUGUACCUCACCGAUCAGCUGAACGAGGUCAAGGAUGAGUAUGCGGAGAAGGUGGAUGAAUGCGACCGCCUGAUCGAGAAUCUCAAUGAGCAGAACAAGAAGCUCCUGGACGAAGGCCUCAAGCUCAGGCAAGAUUUGGGGGACACCAAGCGCAAGCUGGCAGAGGCAGAGAAGGCCGUUCAGCGAGCUGAGCAGGGACUGCCAGUUUCGUUCAAGGUUGCCAAAGAUGCGGCUUCAAAGGAGAACAGGCCAGAGCGAGCUGUCACCGCCAGCCCAACAGACGUCGGUAUCGAGGAGUCACCCAGCAAGGUCCGGGAAUAUCAGGAUGAUUUCGAGGAUGAAUGA
Effrenium voratum is the source of this 3831-nucleotide messenger RNA. Lineage: Eukaryota; Dinophyceae; Suessiales; Symbiodiniaceae. The record is from the annotation of a GenBank genome assembly.